AUGCCCGUGUUCGAUCUCGUACGCGAGUCCUUCCUCGGACAGGCGGUCUACUACGCUUCCAGACGGCGAUGGCUGCAGUACGCCGAGGAGAAGCCUGGCUUCGAGCUGCCGGCGCGCUACCGGCGUGCGCAGGACCAGCAGCAAGAUCAACAGCAGCAGCAGCAGCAGCAACAGCAACAACAUCAGUCAACGCUCGACGUUGACCGUGCAUCGUCGGAGGGGCGGAGCACUCGGGCGCCUACGCUCGUGGAUAACACCGAAACUGCUCGAUCGAAGUCGCGCCCGGUUUCCGGCGUGGAUGCGGAGAAGCAGCAGGUCGCCUACAGGGAGAGCACGAAGCCCGAGGAGGUCGAGAUGUGGGACGAUCCGCAAUGGUUGAGGACCGUCGAUUGGUACGGCCCCGAUGACCCAGAGUGUCCGAUGAACUGGUCGUUCUCGAAGAAGUGUUUCGUCACGUUCGACAUCUGCUUCAUCACCUUUUCAAUCUACAUCGGCUCUGCGAUCUACUCCCCUGGUAUUCCCUACGUCGCCCAAGACUUCGGCGUGUCGGAUGUGGCCGCGACUCUUGGGAUCACGAUGUUCGUCAUUGGCUACGGCAUCGGUCCCAUGUUUCUCUCUCCUCUGUCCGAAAUCCCGCAAUUUGGUCGGACGAGCACGUACAUCAUCACCCUCGCCCUCUUCGUCAUCCUCCAGGUGCCUACCGCGCUCAGCAAGAACCUCGGCGCGCUCCUUCCCCUCCGGUUCCUGGCCGGGUUCGUAGGCUCGCCCCCGCUCGCGACCGGCGGCGCGAGUCUGGCGGAUAUGUGGGGCCCCGCCGACCGCGCGAUCGCGAUCGGCCUCUGGGGCUGCGCCGCCGUGAGCGGGCCCGUGCUCGGACCGCUGCUCGGCGGGUUCGCGGCGCAGGCCGAGGGCUGGACGUGGACGAUCUGGAUCUUGCUCUGGCUCUCGGGCUUCUCGCUCGCGUUUCUGACCGUGUUGUUGCCGGAGACGAGCGCGUCGGCGAUACUGUACCGACGAGCGGUGCGCCUGCGUCGGCUGACGGGGAAUGAGGCGCUGCGCUCGCACGGCGAGCUCGAGGCGGAGCAUUUCACGGCGAGGGAGGUGGCGAUGAUGACGCUCGUCCGGCCGUUCGUCCUCGGGUUCACGGAGCCGAUCGUCGCGGCGUGGAACGUGUACAUCGCCCUGCUUUACGGGAUACUGUAUAUCUGGAUCUCGAGCUACGAGAUCAUCUUUGUGGAGAUAUAUGGGUUCAACCUAGGCGAGAACGGGCUCGCGUUUAUGGGUUUGUUCCUCGGCGCGAUCAUUGCGUUUGCGCUCCUCGUGCCGUACGUGAAUCGUUACGUGCGGCCCAAGUUUGCGAAUGGGGAAGAAAAUUUUCCGCCCGAAGCGCGGCUACCCCCGGCCCUCGUCGGCGCCAUCCUCCUGCCCCUCUCGCUGUUUUGGUUCGGCUGGACCUCGCGCGCGUCGAUACACUGGAUCGUCCCGAUCAUCGCGACGCUGUUCUACUCCAUCGGGACCUUCUUCGUCUUCCAGGCCGGGCUCAACUAUCUCCAGGACUGUUACCCGCGCCACGUCGCGAGCGUGUUCGCCGGGAACGACCUCUUCCGAUCCUGCCUCGGCGCCGCUUUCCCGAUCUUUGCGAGCGCGUUUUUCAGGAACUUGGGAGUCGGCAAGGCGUGCAGCGUGCUGGGGGGUAUAUCGGUGGCGAUGAUCCCGAUUCCGGUGGUGCUGUGGAAAUAUGGGCCGAAGAUACGCGCGAUGAGCAAGUAUUCGGGGUUCAAGGGCCCGAUGCACUAGAACAUAUACGUAUGUUGCGAAGUUUCCAGGGGUAGAUGCUCAGGUGUCGACAUAUUCCAUGUUGUAACGCAGAACGCCAUUAAC
Messenger RNA from Punctularia strigosozonata HHB-11173 SS5, 1881 nucleotides. RefSeq names its product MFS general substrate transporter. The record is from RefSeq and is a predicted model, not a curated record. Lineage: Eukaryota; Fungi; Basidiomycota; Agaricomycetes; Corticiales; Punctulariaceae. Gene Ontology annotation, molecular function: fluconazole transmembrane transporter activity. Gene Ontology annotation, biological process: xenobiotic detoxification by transmembrane export across the plasma membrane. The coding region runs from base 1 to 1797 and encodes 598 amino acids. The transcript has 12 exons.